Triticum dicoccoides is the source of this 2064-nucleotide messenger RNA. RefSeq names its product protein HOTHEAD-like. Gene Ontology annotation, molecular function: flavin adenine dinucleotide binding; oxidoreductase activity, acting on CH-OH group of donors. Lineage: Eukaryota; Viridiplantae; Streptophyta; Magnoliopsida; Poales; Poaceae. Bases 134 to 1885 code for a protein of 583 amino acids. The transcript is spliced from 6 exons. The record is from RefSeq and is a predicted model, not a curated record.
ACGAGUGAAAUGCAUUGGGCAAGGUUGCGAGGUGGAGAAAUCAGAGAGCACCAGACAAAAGGCAAGUACGCAGAGUCAGAGGUGAAAAAGAAAGGGCAAAAGAGAACAAAACAAGGGGAGCUCUUUGGUUUCAAUGGGUUUGAUCAGCGGAGGGGUGUUCUUCAAGAUCUUGGCGUUCCUCUGCUUCAUCAGAUUAUCUCAAGGAAGAAACUCCGCCACACCGGAUCUCCCUCCCCUCUGGAAGGCAAGCAGUUUCUCCAAAAUCCAGCAUGAAGCAUAUGACUACAUCAUUGUCGGCGGGGGCACGGCCGGAUGCCCAUUGGCAGCAACGCUGUCGAAAAAGUACAAGGUGCUGUUGCUUGAGAGAGGUGGAUCUCCAUAUGGCAACCGCAACAUCUCAUACCUUGAGAACUUCCACAUUUGCUUGACCGAUGAAUCGAAGAAUUCCCCAUCUCAGGGAUUCAUCUCCACUGAUGGUGUCAUCAAUUCCCGAGCAAAGGUUCUAGGUGGUGGAACAUGUAUAAAUGCCGGCUUCUACAGCCGAGCCAACCGAAGAUUUGUGAAGGAUGCAGGAUGGGAUGAAGAGUUGGUGAAUCAGUCCUACCCCUGGGUCGAAGAGAGGAUUGUUUAUUGGCCAAAGAUUGCACCUUGGCAAGCUGCCCUACGUGAUGGGCUGCUUGAAGCAGGGGUAUCGCCUUACAAUGGAUAUACCUAUGACCAUCUCUUUGGAACCAAAGUUGGGGGAACCAUCUUUGAUGAGGCAGGGUACCGGCACACUGCUGCUGACCUCCUAGCUGCUGCAAAUCCUGACAACCUCAGAGUGCUGCUUCAUGCUAGUGUGAACAAAGUAAUUUUCAAAACGAGACAUGGACAUCAGAAACAGAGUGCUAUUGGGGUUCAAUUCAAGGAUGAGAAUGGUGGGCACCAUCAAGCCUUUCUCAGCCAAAAGAGAGGCAGUGAGAUUAUUGUCUCUGCCGGCGCAAUUGGAAGCCCCCAGCUGUUACUGAUCAGCGGCAUUGGACCAAGGAGUGAACUUAAGAAGCAUAACAUUUCUAUAGUUCUUCACAACGAGCACGUGGGUAAAGGGAUGUCAGACAACCCAUUGAGCUCCGUAUUUAUACCCACCAAGGAUCCCCCAAAGCAGUCUCUUAUUGAGACUGUUGGAAUAACUGAUGAUGGUGUGUUUAUCGAAGCCAGCAGCGGUUUCGGCCAGACAGGGGACAGCAUCCACUGCCACCAUGGAAUCAUGUCUGCUGAGAUUGGGCAGUUGUCGACUAUUCCUCCAAAGGAAAGAAGUUUAGAAGCAGUCCAUAAGUAUGUACGUAACAAAAAGAGCCUGCCCAAAGAAGUAUUCCACGGAGGGUUCAUUCUUUCGAAGAUUGAUGGCCCGCUGUCUACUGGCAAUCUAGUUCUUGUGGACACUGAUCCCAACAGCAAUCCUAUCGUCACCUUCAACUACUUCAAACAUCCACAGGAUCUGAGACGAUGUGUUUACGGGAUCAAGACCAUAGAGAAAAUAAUUAGUACGAACACUUUCUCAAACUUCACUCCCAAAGAUGGUGGAUAUUCAAUGGAAAAACUGCUCAACAUGAGUGUAGCAGCUAACAUAAAUCUGAUACCGAAGCAUACAAAUGACAGCACAUCCUUGGAGCAGUUUUGCAGGGAUACAGUGGUCACCAUCUGGCAUUACCAUGGUGGAUGUCAUGUAGGCAAGGUGGUUGACCAGCAGUACAAAGUGAUUGGGACCUCAGGCCUCCGGGUGAUUGACGGAUCAACCCUAUCCAGGUCGCCAGGAACAAACCCACAAGCCACAGUCAUGAUGAUGGGCAGAUACAUGGGAGUGAAGAUCUUAAGGGAAAGGUUAGGACGAGCGGCUGGAGUAUAAUAGAUACUUGGACAUUAUUAUCUUGUUCACCAUGUAAGAAUGUGACUUAGGAGAAAAGUAAAUAGUAAUUUUUGAAGAGAUUCAUCAACAACCACCAAAGAAAGAAGCGUCAGUUGUAUCAUCUGUAUUCUUACCAUUCAUGUGGAAAUAUAUAUAUGGCCUACCAAAAUAUUAUAUUA